CGCCUGCCCACUGGCACAGUUCACGGCACAGCUAAGACGGGGGAUGCGGGACAAGAACCCAGGAUCCAUUGCUCGGCAGCCUCACAAUGUGCUGCAGGCUGGCCUGCUCACUUCUCACCUGAGCUGGGCUCGGCCAUGGACAUCGUCCGUGGGUGACAUCGUUUAUCCUGGGCUCGAGCCUCAAUCAGCCCAGCCGAGAUCUCAUGUUUCUGAGCCGCCAUCGUCAGCUUCCUGAACUUUGGCUCGCGGACCCGCUGCCGGAGCCCCCUUGGGCAUCCAGACAGCCAGAGCUCCAUGGGUGCCAUGCCGACGCCCUAUUUGUCUCGAGAGCCGCUUGCGGCCCGGCGUCGCAAAUUCUUGGACCAACAACACCACGUGUGGAUUCAACGUCAGUGCGGCCUGGACCGAGACAAAACAUCACAUCAUUACCCAGUGGAGUAGCCGUUGCUUGGCCGGUCAGGCACGGCAUUGGCGUGAUUGCGUUGCUUUGCUCGCCUAAAUUCUAAUUCGGGCUGGAUGAGGCGAUGAGGCUCUCUGGUGCCAUGCCUCGGAGCAACACCACAUGCUUCCUCUAAAUGGCGCAAACCCACCGCUCUCUUCAGCUGGACUCUUGUCCUGGCCGUCUACCAAAGUCUACUCUAUGGACUGUGCUGAGUUCUGACCACAGCCAACGCGUUGCAUAGCUUUCACCGUCAAAUCGCCGAGUUGAAGCCGCCAUGCCGCGACUUGGCGAGCAGGGCUUCUGGAACACCACCGUGCAGCGCCUGCGAGAUGAUGACACGCAGCUUGAGACGGCAAGGAGCAGCUUGCUAUUUCGAUCGUGAGUACAAGUGUGUGGCAGCUUCUAGAGGCAGUGGGAUGGGUGGCGGGGGCUGCGGCGAUCAACUGGAUCGAGUGGUAAUGACAGAAGGGGCCACUGAAGCUUGGGGACCAAGCAGACCGGCCCAGCUGUCAUUCAGCCAGUCGGUUGUCGUUGCUGAGGCAGUCAACCGGCAGGCCGAAGGGCCCCCAGCUUGCCUCCCCUGCCUGCCGCUGGGCGGCUACCGGCGAGAGCAACAUUUGAAGACUGAAGUCCUGACUGCCAGGACCAUCAGACCAGAAAAAAAAACCCCAAUCGACAGUCGGCUACGCGCGGAACGGCGAGUGAGGAGCAAGGAAAGACUGCACGAGCAAUUAAUCCCAUCAUUCAUUAGUCUUCGGUGCAGCCUCGUUCGCCCUGCCGGUUGGUCUCAGGGCCAUGUCUCUAGCUCUUUCCUCAUCGCUGAGACUGGCCGCCUCGCAGAGACUUUUGACUUCGAGAUCCACAAGCGCCUCUGCUCUGUUGCUAUGCUCGAGGUUGCCCAGGACAGUGCAGCCGCCAUCCUCUUUUAGACCAUCAGGUGCAACCCCUCCACCCCUCACCAAGAGACUAUACUCUGUAAUCAGGACUUCGACUUCAGAUUGUUAUUAUCCGUUGCCUCGCGCCCGGAGGCUUCCCUCUAGCAUCAGACCCCAAAUUCGUCACUGCUCAUUCAGGAGAAACAACAUGUGCAGACACGCUGGCGCCACCGACUCCUCGAGCUCGCUCAACGUGAGCGGGAGAGAGCUCCUCCCCACCAACGUCGUCCCGAGGCACUAUGACCUGACGCUGGAGCCCAACUUCACCGACUUUACCUUUGACGGUACUGUCGUGGUAGACCUCGAUGUGGCUGAGGACUCCAAGUCCAUUUCCUUGCACACACUCGAGCUUGACAUCCACUCAGCCAAGGUCUCAUCCGGUGGCAAGGUCGUCAGCUCUGAGCCCCAGAUUUCGUACGAUGAGAAGACCCAGGUUUCCAAGUUCGACUUCUCCGAUGCCAUCCCCAAGGGCAACAAGGCCCAGCUGGAGAUCAAGUUCACCGGCCAGCUCAAUGACAAGAUGGCGGGCUUCUACCGCUCAACAUACAAGAAGUCCGAUGGCACCGAGGGCGUCCUGGCUACAUCCCAGAUGGAGCCUACUGACGCCCGGAGGUCCUUCCCUUGCUUUGACGAGCCCUCGCUCAAGGCCGAGUUCACCGUAACCUUGGUCGCCGACAAGAACCUGACUUGCUUGAGCAACAUGGAUGUCGCCUCAGAGACCGAGGUUCAGUCUGGCAAGAAGGCUGUCAAGUUCAACAAGUCCCCCCUCAUGUCGACAUACCUGAUCGCAUUCAUUGUCGGCGAGCUCAAUUACAUCGAGACCAACGAUUUCCGUGUUCCCGUUCGUGUCUACGCGCCCCCCGGCCAGGACAUCGAACACGGCCGUUUCUCUCUGAACUUGGCCGCAAGGACACUAGCGUUCUACGAAAAGGUCUUCGGCAUCGAGUUCCCGCUGCCGAAGAUGGACCAGGUUGCAAUUCCGGACUUUGCGCAGGGCGCCAUGGAGAACUGGGGCCUGGUCACCUACCGUGUCGUCGACCUUCUCCUCGACGAGAAAGCCAGCGGUGCCGCUACGAAGGAGCGAGUUGCCGAGGUCGUGCAGCACGAGCUUGCACACCAAUGGUUUGGCAACCUCGUCACCAUGGACUGGUGGGAGGGUCUGUGGCUCAACGAGGGUUUCGCCACCUGGGCAUCUUGGUACAGCUGUAACGAGUUCUACCCUGAGUGGAAGGUUUGGCAGACCUUCGUCACAGACACCCUCCAGGGCGGUCUGUCUCUGGACUCCCUCCGGAGCAGCCAUCCGAUCGAGGUCCCUGUCAAGCGGGCCGACGAGAUCAACCAGAUCUUCGAUGCGAUCUCAUACAUGAAAGGCUCGUGUGUCCUUCGCAUGGUCUCCACUUAUCUCGGCGAGGACGUCUUCCUCGAGGGCGUGAGGAAGUACCUUAAGAAGCAUGCCUACGGCAACACGCAGACGGGCGAUCUUUGGGCCUCUCUCGCUGAGGCCAGCGGCAAAGAAGUUGAAGAGGUCAUGGACACCUGGACCAAGAAGAUCGGAUUCCCGGUCGUGACCGUCUCAGAGAGUGGCCCAGAUAGGAUACACGUAAAGCAGAACCGAUUCCUGCGAACCGGCGACGUGAAGCCCGAGGAAGACGAGACUCUGUAUCCCGUUCUUCUCGGCCUGCGAACGGAGGACGGCGUCAACAGGGGUCUAAUCCUUAACCAGCGUGAAGCAGACUUCUACGUCCCCAACACAGACUUUUACAAGCUGAACGCCGAUCACACCAACCCCUACCGAACAUCCUACUCCCCCGAGCGCCUGGCGAAACUUGGAGAUGCGGCCAAGAAGGGCCAACUGAGUGUCGAGGACCGCGCAGGCAUGAUCUCGGAUGCAGGGGCUCUUGCCCAGUCAGGCUACCAGAAGACUUCCGGUGUCCUGAGCCUGCUCAAAGGUUUCGACACCGAGACAGAGUUCGUCGUCUGGGGUGAGAUUGUGGCCCGUCUGAGUGCUGUGCAGGCUGCCUGGAUCUUCGAGGCUGAGAGUGUGCGAGAGGGCCUGGAGAACUUUCAGCGGCACCUUGUCAGCUCCAAGGCACACGCGAAGGGCUGGUCGUUCACUGAAAACGAUGGACAUGUCGAGCAGCAGUUCAAAGCCUUGUUGUUUGGAAGCGCUGGCUUGUCUGGAGACCAAAAGAUCAUCAGCGCUGCAAAGGACAUGUUCAACAAGUACAUGGCUGGCGAUAGGAAUGCCGUUCACCCCAACAUCCGUGGCAGUGUCUUCGCCAUGGCUCUGAAGUACGGUGGCAAAGACGAGUACGAGAAAGUGCUUGACUUCUACCGCAAUUCCACAAACAGCGACGAGCGCAACACGGCACUUCGCUCUCUCGGUCGCGCUAAGCAGCCCGAACUGAUUCAGAAGACCCUGGACUUGCUUUUCAGCGGUGAGAUCAAAGACCAGGACAUCUACCUCCCCACGAGCGGGUUGCGCACUCACCCGGAGGGUAUCAAUGCCCUGUUCAAGUGGAUGAACGAGAACUGGGAUGAGCUCUACAAGCGCUUGCCUCCGGCGCUCUCCAUGCUGGGUUCCAUGGUCCAGAUUAUGACCUCGAGCUUCACGAAGCAAGAGCAGCUGGCUGAGGUUGAGAAGUUCUUCAAGGACAAGAAUACCAACGGUUAUGACCAAUCUCUGGCCCAGAGUCUGGAUGGCGUGAGGUCCAAGAUCCAGUGGCUGGAGAGAGACCGUUCGGAUGUGGCAAACUGGCUGGCUCAGAAUGGCUGGGGUGCAUAGAUCGCGAACUUCGGCCAGCGACCAGAUGCACAGAUGUUAGAGAGGCUUGGAAUGGAGGCCGCCUAAAAUAUGUGCUGAGCAAUCAACUCCAGAAACAGGAUUAUGUAUAUAUGAAAGCACGGCUAGAGAUGCCGCAGGGACUUGUACCCUGGAGAGGACAGGGCUCUGCGAUGGACGCCGCGUCCUGGAUCGACAGACGUACGAUAGUUACAGUGCCUGUGUAUAUGUUAUUAGACACCAGCAGCCAAGGCGUAUAAUGCCACUCUCACCCUG
Messenger RNA from Diaporthe batatas, 4435 nucleotides. RefSeq lists its product as uncharacterized. The record is from RefSeq and is a predicted model, not a curated record. The transcript is spliced from 4 exons. Gene Ontology annotation, molecular function: metalloaminopeptidase activity; peptide binding; zinc ion binding. Gene Ontology annotation, cellular component: cytoplasm. Lineage: Eukaryota; Fungi; Ascomycota; Sordariomycetes; Diaporthales; Diaporthaceae. Bases 1238 to 4162 code for a protein of 974 amino acids. Gene Ontology annotation, biological process: peptide catabolic process; proteolysis.